Molecule: messenger RNA, 447 nt
Organism: Knipowitschia caucasica
Lineage: Eukaryota; Metazoa; Chordata; Actinopteri; Gobiiformes; Gobiidae
Source: the annotation of a GenBank genome assembly
AUGGCCUCUUUUGGUCCAGCUGUGACUCCGGUGAUGAGGCCAGACCCGAGUCAGGCCGGACCCAGGGCUGAGUCAGGCCAGACCCAGGGCCGAGUCAGGCCGGUCCCGGGCCGAGUCAGGCAGGACCCGGGGCCGAGUAAGGCCAGACCCGAGUCAGGCCGGACCCAGGGCCGAGUCAGGCCGGUCCCGGGCCGAGUCAGGCCGGACCCAGGGCCGAGUCAGGCCAGACCCAGGGCCGAGUCAGGCCAGACCCGAGUCAGGCCGGACCCAGGGCCGAGUCAGGCCAGACCCAGGGCCGAGUCAGGCAGAUCCGAGGCCAGUUUAGAGCUGCAGCUCAUAAUGUUCUCAGGCAUAUUCUUUGUGAAGCCCCGAAACAAUGAUUUCCACGGUGGGAGACGCAUCAUUAACAGCAGCACCGCGGUUCUUAAUAGAGUGAGGGGCCAGUGA